AUGGUUUCAGCUUCGUCGUCUUCUCUCUUUUCGAGUCUCAAAUCUCUCUCGGAGACCCAAACCCCGAAUCCUAUGAGACUUGCCGAUGCCCAAUGUGGGUAUGCUCUUUCAGAGACUCCACCAAAUUUGGACUCAUUAUUUCAAAUCUCCAAUUCAAAUUUGUUUCCGAUAGUCCGAUGCCGGCGAAACUGGAAGAUCGGCGAAGGCUCAGUCGAUAUCCAAAACCUCGAUGACGAAGACAACCUCUUCGAAGCGAUUGAUAAGCGUUUUCUGUACUUAGCUGAUACCGAGAAGGAGAAGGAGUGGAUCAACAUUAUCGGAUGGUCACUGGUCCAACACUCUAUAUCGCUCGCCGAUUCUAAGGUGACAAUGAACUCUAAAGUUGAGGCUCCAAAACCUUCUCUAACACCAGAGCAAUUGAAAGCCAGCAACAUAAGCUUAGGUUGCUGCUCUUUCCGCACUUGGAGAACAAAGCACAACCAACCACAGAAUUCAAUAUGCUUGUUGCAGCUAAAGGCAGCAGCACUUGGAGAACAAAGCACAACCAACCACAGAAUUCAAUAUGCUUGUUGCAGCUAAAGGCAGCAGAAUGUCUUGGUCCAUCAACUCUAUUAAGAUACUUUAGGCCAAAAUGUCA
This is a messenger RNA of Argentina anserina (silverweed cinquefoil), 637 nucleotides long. RefSeq lists its product as uncharacterized. The transcript has 6 exons. The record is from RefSeq and is a predicted model, not a curated record. Bases 1 to 579 code for a protein of 192 amino acids. Lineage: Eukaryota; Viridiplantae; Streptophyta; Magnoliopsida; Rosales; Rosaceae.